AAAGUCGCACCGGGAGCACGGAGAGGGAGCUCCGGGACACGGAUACAAAGCUCUAUGACACGCAGACAAAGCUCCAGGAGGCAGAGUCUUGCAGCACUGAACGCAUCCACCACCAACAAAGCUGGAGCUCUGGAACAUGACGCAUGAGGAAGGAAUUCGGAGUCGGAACGAAUGUAUUUGCCAAAUUUUGCCUUGGUUCACGAUGGAAACUCCACGGCAGAGGUACAGAGGCAUCCAAUCGACAAUCCACGAGUGAAGCUUGCCGGCACCUCUAAUGGCGUACCGGUAGCCACAACAUGCGCUACGUACCAAUGAUACGGUGUCUUGUCUUUGCCACACCGUGGAACCAUUUCGCCAGAGUGCCCAACGAAACCAAUGCGCUACCGUAUCGCGAAGCAGCCUUCACCUUUGGCGGUCACUUAUCGAGUAUCGGCCAACUCCUCAGCAAAGACAAACCCAGGUCCACUAACGCGACACUCAGCAAAUCGGCUACGUCCACAACUGACUACCUACCAUGAGCGACUUUGCGUACUUUAGGCUCGAGGAGGAGCUUUGCUUGGCAAUGAGAGGCGGAACAAGCGACAACUAUGAAUCUGCGAUAAAGUUCCUCGACGACAGCGACGAUCAUAAGCAAGCCAAGAAACUGCUGCUUUCGUUCCACGAUCGUCUGAGCCAUGAUCAAAGUGUCAACAUCUUUCUCGCUCUCGGUCAAAAGUUACCCAACCUGCAAUCCUUCACGUUCAUGGGGGACUCUCACAGUGCCUUCUCGAUUCGGGCAUUGGGUGCGCUCUUGACACUUCGAGCGGAAGGACUGGUGAGCAUCAAGUGUUUUGGUGGGCACACCUUGCUGACGGGAACCCUGGAGGAUUUCAACUGUACUUUUGACCUCCUCUCCCGAUGCACAAAGCUUCGAGAGGUUCUUUUUCAUGCUCGCUUUGUGAAUUUGGAUGGAAAUGCCUUCUUAGACAAUGCCAAGAUUGUCGACGAAGAAGAGCAAUGGUUUUCAGACAACCUCGUCCGAGCCUUGAGCCAGAUCGAGACGUUGGAAACACUCUCGUUGCAUCUAUGGAGCGCGCCCAAGUCGACGAAACGGUCUGCAUUCGCGAAGUUGUUGGGAAGUAGAACCAGCCAAAAGAGGCUGUCGUCGUUGACCAUUGAGGGGGGUGUCUCGACGUGGAAACUAUCCCUCCCUUUUCUGCAAACCUUGUUUUCCAGGAACUCUCGCCUAGAAAAAGUUACAAUGUUUGAUUUCGAGAAAGUGAAUCUCAGUGCGAGGAGCAUUGCAAAGGCACUCCAAGGGAACCGAACGGUAAAGGACUUCUCACUGAUAACGAGUCAACAAGACAGUUGGAAACGAUUCACCGUUGGGUCUUUGGCGCGGAUUCUAGAGGCGCUGAAGGAUGAUACAACCCUGGAGUGCCUGGCUCUCUCGAUGAAAUGGGAACCAUGGCUCGCCGCUCGCCAUGCACCUCUCCUCAUUAGUGCAAUUGAAGAAGCGAAGAAUUUGAAAAAGCUUGAACUUUGCUUGACGGUGCUGGAAGAGCCAGACCAGUUGGGGGCUAUUCUUCAGGGAGCCGCUCGGAGCAAGUCACUCGCCGAGGUCGUCCUCCGUGUGGAGGAUAGCUGGCAUGGAAUAACAGUAGUGGGCAAUCUUCGAAAGGCGGCUACAGAUUAUGAGAUGGAAAUGUUCGAGAAUACGAUGGAGACGAACCUGGCGCUGAAGAAGGUCGUAGUGCUAAGUGAGAACGGCGAGGAGGUGCCUCACAGCAGUUAUCUGAGUAAGAAGGCUGCUUCGUAUCUCAAAAGAAACGAAGAGAAGGGACACAAGGGAUUCCAUGACACAAAGACUUUCGGUACCAAUGCUUACAGUCUUCUGCGGACCAUGGUUGCAUCAACGUUCCAUGAAGCUGACAGCUCUGGCAGCAGCAGCCAUCAGAAGAAGAGAAAGUUAUGUGAGUAACUAGCUCUUCGCUCAUGGAAUGGCAUUCAGGCGAGACUGGACAUACCCCGCGUUUCCGAUACGUAUAAAGCAAGAACCUGGGAAUCCUUUACAGGCAAGGUCCCGCGCCUUCAGGUUCUCUACUGUUUGUUUCAUAGUUCAACCCUUGCUCGAUUAGCUAGCUAAUAACUAGCUACAAGCUACUAGUAUCAUAGGAGAGAUUUGAUUGUUCCCAUUCAG
Molecule: messenger RNA, 2179 nt
Organism: Seminavis robusta
Lineage: Eukaryota; Bacillariophyta; Bacillariophyceae; Naviculales; Naviculaceae
Source: the annotation of a GenBank genome assembly